UAGGUUUCUCUAUUUUCUCAUUUUUAGAGGAGAAUGUCGGCAGGAAGGUCUGUGUCUUCAGCCAGCGUGGGACGGGACUUUAGCCGAGGGGCUCCCAAGCUGCCACUGGUGUCUCCGAACCCGCCGAGGUGCGGCUGGGCGGAUCCUGGCACCACCACCUGGUUCACUUAAAUACACCCCUUCCCUGGGGCCCGGGACGGCUGGCGGGGACGGGGCGGGGCUUUGGAGCCCGAUCCGCCGGGAGCUGGGGACGGCCGCGGGUUCCUGCCAAACAAGGGCCUUUUCCUCCUGCAUUCCUAACUCCCUCCCUCUCUUCUUGGCUCUCAGCAGCCUCUUACCCUUUUUUUUUUUUUUUUUUUUUCAUUUAUUUUCCUCCCCAGCAUCCACUCGUACAUUCAUUCAUUCAGCCAAUUUCUAGCUGAGCGCCUACUGGUGCAGGCACUGUUUUAGAAGUUGGGAAUACAGCAGUGAACAAAAUAGACAAAAAUCCCUGCCCUCAAAAGCCUGGGAGCCUACAUUUUAGUGAAGGGGAGAUCUACAAUAAACAAUAGGAAGAAUAUAAGUUAACUUAUGCACCAUGUUGGAAAGUGAUAAAGUGCUAUAUAGGAAGGUAAGGCAUGUCAGGAUUUGAAGGAGGGGGUAGGCUGUAAUUUUAAAUAGGGGACCUAGAGUAGGUUUCCUUGGGAGGAUUAUGUACAAGCAAACAGUUGAAGGAAGCAAGAUUAUUCAUUGUGAGGGUAGCUUGAGGUGGAGGGGACAGCCAGUACAAAGGCCCUAAAAUGGAAAUGUGCCUAAAAAGGAAGAGAAAGGUCUGUGUGACCGAAGAGGGUUGAAUGAGGGGAAGAAUAGUAGGAGAGGUAAUAGCACACCCUAUAGACUUGUAUGCCAUUGUAAGGACUUAAGCUUUUAUUUUGAAUGAACAAGAGAGAUUCAAAAGGCACAUUCUUUAGGGCCUUUUAUGUUACUCUUUAUUUUGAGUAAGAUGGACCCAUUGAGGGGUUUUAAGCAGAGAGAUGAAAUAAUUCCAGCUUAAGUUUUAAAUGGCCUACUCUGUUGUAUUGAGGAUAGAAGCAGGAGACCAGCUGGACGGCUAACGUAAUACUGUAGGGCAAUGCAGACAAUGGUGGCUUGGGACAAGAUAGUGGCAGUGGAGGUUGUAUUCUGGAUAUAUUAUCAUUUUCAGUUUAUCUUCCCCUGCUCCCUCAUCUCCCAUAGAUACCUCAGAUUCUCAGUGAUUCCUUCUUUUUGCUUUGGUCACAUUCCUCUCUUUUCUCCUCCCUUCAUCGAAUAUGCAGGAAAAUAAGGUAUGGGAUUACCACUAGCUUAGUACUGCUGAUGAACCCCAAAUCCAGGGCAGUAUUUGACACAUCAAGCCAAAAAGCAGCUGCCCUGUGGGUCAGGAGAGGCCCUUUGGCUGGCACCACCAAGGCUUAAAUCCCUGAAAGGAGGCUGGUAUCCACUGGAGCCACUUCAAACUGGUCCAGGCAAAGCCACGAUUGACUUUGGGAGCUGGAUCCAACCAGCAGAGAAGAAACCGGGACAGUGUUAGAAGACUGGAAAAGAAAGCUGGGUAAAAAGAUGCAGCAGGUGGUGGUAUCAGAUGAGACUCCAGGACCAUCAAACCAGCUUUGUAUCCGUGAUACCAAGCUCCUGCAGGAAAGAGCUCUGCCAUCUCCUCAUUGUCCUGCCUUUGCCGAAGAUGGAAGCCAAGGAAGCCUGCCAGGAGCAAAAAUCAUACUGAUGAGCCAGUCUCAAGUGAGCUAAGACCCCUUCCUUCCCUCCUGGAAAUAUAUCACUGCCUCCUAAAUGUGGCCUUAUUUUCACUGCCUUCCCUGGCUAUGCACCUCCCAAGUCCACGUGCUCCCUCUCAUCAGGGGUACUUUGUUGGGUGACAAACCAUUUGUGGAUUGUUUCCUCUUUCGUUAUUUUUUGCUAUUGAAAGCUGAUGCUACCUUUCACCUCAUCCCCAAAUAUACACGAAACAGUAACAGCCUUUCACUUCUGUAAACCUCCCUACAAAUUCCUUUCUUCUGCCUCUGUUUCCUGAGGGAACUAUGGAGUUUUCUCCAGGACAGCAGGGACAUAUUGUUUCAGGAGGCAGUGACAUUUGAGGAUGUAGCUGUGAAUUUCAGUAAUGAGGAGUGGCAGUGUCUGACCCAUGCUCAAAGGCACCUCUAUAAAGAUGUGAUGUUGGAAAAUUAUGGAAACGUGGUAUCACUUGGAUUUCCAUUUCCUAAACCUCCUUUGAUCUCCCAUCUGGAGCAAGAGGCAGAGCUCUGUGUUCAGGAUGGACAGGACAGGGAGUUCCUGAGCUGCCCCCACCCAGUAUCAGCAGCCAAGACACGGCCUGAGAAUGAGAAGGCAAGUUCAGAACAGGCAGUUUUUGAAAAUGGAGAAGUCUGCUGGGUGAAAUUUAAAAGUCUCCUAAAAGUUGUUUCCCAGGAUCCAGAGGUUGGAGAAGUUUGUGUACAAGAUGUCAAAUUAGAGAAUCAAUGGGAAAUACCUAUGAGGGAGAAACUGAGAGAAGAGAAAGAACGCUGUGAGAAAGUGACCUUCAAGAAAGGAAAGAACCAGAAGGUACUUAGAAAAAACUCAAAAUGUAUUCCAUAUAGGGUUCUUACAGAAAAGAAACUCCAUGAAUGUGCCAGGUGUGACAAAAACUUCAUCUGGCAUUCUGACCUAAUUCCCCAUGAGCGAAUUCACUCUUGCCAGAAACCCUAUGUGUGUAAUGAGUGUGGGAAAGCAUUCAGGACGAAAAAUCAGCUUUCUAUGCACCAGAUAAUCCACACAGGGGAGAAACCCUUUAACUGUAGCCAGUGUGGGAAGGCCUUCAACAGUAGAUCAGCUCUUUGCCGACAUAAAAAAACGCACAGUGGGGAGAAGCCUCACCAGUGCAGCGACUGUGGGAAGGCCUUCAAGACCAGGAACCGUCUCAGGAUGCAUCAGAUCAUCCACACUGGGGAGAAGCCUUAUGAGUGCAGUGGCUGUGGGAAGGCCUUUCAGUUUAAGCAUUCCCUUAUCAUCCAUGGCAGAAGCCACACUGGGGAGAAACCCUAUGAGUGUGAGGAGUGCGGGAAGGCCUUCAGCGGGAGUUCAGACCUCAUCAAACACACAAGAAUCCACACUGGGGAGCGACCUUAUGAGUGCAGUGAGUGUGGGAGGGCCUUCAGCCGAAGCUCAGACCUAAGCAAACACACAAGAAUCCACACUCAGGAGAAACACUGUGGGUGCCCUCAGUGUGGAAAAGCCUUCAGCAGCAAGGCAGAGCUCACCAAACAUAGAAGAAUCCACACUGAAGAGAAGCCUUACAAGUGUAAGGAGUGUGGGAAAGCCUUUCGUCAUAACUGUAAACGCAGGGCUCAUGAACGAGAACACACUGGGGAGAAGCCCUAUCGAUGUGGGGAUUGUGGGAAAACUUUUCAGGAUCGGCACUGCCUUACCAUCCAUCAAAGAAUCCACACUGGAGAGAAACCGUAUAAAUGUUCAGAGUGUGGUAGAGCUUUCAGUGGGAAAUCAAACUUGACCAAUCAUCAAAGAAUCCACACUGGAGAGAAGCCUUACAGAUGUGAGGUGUGUGGAAAGGCCUUUCAUCAUAGUUCAGUCCUGAGGCAGCACAGAAGAAUCCACACUGGUGAGAAGCCAUAUACCUGCAGUGAGUGUGGCACGUCUUUCCGUCAGAGCUCAGCUCUGAUUGGACACAGGCGAGUUCAUACUGGGGAGAAACCUUAUGAAUGUGAGGAGUGUGGAAAAGCUUUCAGAGUGAGUUCAAAUCUUACUGGACAUAAGAAAAGAAAACAUAGAGUGUGGGGAACCCACAAACUUGAUGAGAAUGGGAAAUCCCUCUCUCCGGUAACCUGUUCUCAGACUUUUUCAUUCAUCAAUAUUUUGACAACCAACACUUGAGGGUAGUGAUUCUGGUGUUUACACUUUCUCAUUUCUCCUUCUACUUCUUACACUGGUCCCUCUUGUCUCCUGUAUUGGUUCUUCCUGGUUCCCUGACCCCGUAAUUGUGAGACCCCACCAAGCCUUUGUCCUUGACCUUCCUAUUCAGUGUCUCUUCAGUGAGCACAUUCACUUCCAAGGCUUUGUCUGUCAAUAAUAGUACUGUAAUAUUAAAUACUAGUGCUUGACACAUGCCAGGCAUUAUUCUUUACAAUUUUUAAUCAUUUAAUCCAUACAACAUCCCUAUGGGAUGAGGAAAUUGAGGCAUAAAAAGAUGAAGAAACCUGCUGUAGAUCACUUAACUAGUAAAUUCUGAACAAAUGCCCACUGAAUGCUUAGACUUACCUGAGCAAUUUCCAUUAUCCUGCACCACAUCUCUCGGAUAUGAAGCUAUACCUCAGUUCAGCACAGAACAUUUUUUUAAUUGAUAAACAUUGAUCAUCUUUAGCAAGUUUUGCUUUAACUUAAAGCCUGAAUGGUACUUCUCCUUAACGGAUCAGAAUUGCUGAGAUUCAGUGGGGGAACGGAGGCAGGGCAAGGGCAGAUUUUAAAAUUACAGAUAAGCAGAAGUCAGGUAUACACUGCCGAAGCAGCAGUGUACGUAUGGAAAAAGCAUGACGCCUGACCCACUUUGUUAUAAAUACACUAAAAGGUCUUCAAGAUGUUGAUUUCUUAAAUAUUUGCUGUAUCUGUUUGCAUGAUAUAUGAAAUGCUCUUUCAAAUAGAUUAGUAAAUUUAUAUCUAUCUUUUCAAGUCUUUCAGUGUCUAACAUCUAUCCUUUCUCUUACAAAUGUUACAGGUCCUUACUUCAGACAGAAUUAAAUUAAAUACCCACAUGCAAUAAGGCUGUUAAAAUAGAAAUUGAAAAUCCUAGAAGAGGAUGCAAAUGUGUGUCAACUUAAUUAACAUAAUGACCAUAAUUGCGAAUUAAAUUUAGUUCAAAGUUCCCUGACUGGUAAAGAGAUGAGCAAUGGGUUCCCCAGCAUUUGUCAAAAGUGUUUUACAAGCUAAUGUUUUUAAAAAAAUAAUAAGUUUGAGAAAUGCUGGCUAGGUGGGGAUAUUUAUUCCCUUAAAGACUUCUCAGUGUUUAUACUAUGCUAAUGUCCUGUCUGAGUCUUAAACAAAGGAACUGUAAGAAGCAUUGCUUUCCCAAAGUGAUGGACGAAAGAAUUCUGUUUGGAGGAGCACCUUCAUGGACUCUUGUUUCACAGAAAACAUCUUGGGAAAUGGUUACACAUUAUCUAAUAUGGACAAGGAGUCCAAGAUACACAAUUUUCUAGUAACAAAUUCCAAAGGGAAUUACAUGACUUAUUAUACAAAAGACAGAUUAAACAUUGUUUCUUAUGUUCAGUUUCUACAGGAAAUUAGAGCACGUCCUUUAUAUGGCCAUUUCUUAUAUAUUUUUUUGAAGAAAACCAAGAUGAAAACAUUUAGGAUAUAACUCUAAAAUUGUCUCUGUGGAGGAUGACACUCUGUAUAUGUGGCUUUUGGAUGAUAUAACGUGACUUAAGGGCAGAGUUUAGGAUAUGUCUGGAGAAUUGGCAGUGCUUUUCCAAUCUUUUUUGACUGCAAGGACCCCUUAUUUGAUGAUCAAUAAAUUUUACCGACACUCUCUCCCCCAUGCAUACACACACUACAGGUAGUUUUACUUUAAUGCUCGAUGGCAAAAUGUUGUCAUGUUCUCCUAGAAAAUCUGAGGUUUUGUUAAUUACAACAGCAUGUAUAUGCUUUUGGAAAAUGUAUACACAUGUUCAGGAUGUUUUUUUACCCACAGGCCAUGAGGUUCAUUUGGAUUUUGGACUCAAAGUCCUUAGCCCAUCAUGAGAACCCUCCAGUGCAUCCUUUCAAGUCACUUCUUCAGUCAGUCUUUUAACAGAAUCUGGCAAGAUUUCAAUUCCAGUUUAAAUUCUGGACAGUCCUGGAGUGUUGAUGUUUUGUGUUAUUGAUCAGGGAGUCAUGUUCUUCAGACACCAGUUAACUGGAAGGGGUGGCAAGCCUGACAUUCCUCUGUGAAAGUUGAGAAGCCUCUGUACUGAGCCCAAAUAGAAGACUUUUAGACUUCAUCCUCACCAGUCCAUCUUCAACAUGACCAUUGUCUCCCUAAAAUAUUCCUAUUAUCUUGACACCUGCUUUUUAAAAAAAUUUUAUUUAUUUUUAUUGAAGUAUAGCUGAUUUACAAUAUUUUGGUUGUUUUAGGUGUACAGCUGCUUUUAAAACUCCCAACUGACUCUCAGUCCUGCAGUAAGAAAUCCCAAAUUACUAUCUUGAACUCCAGGAAUCUUUUGAUACUUCCUGGACACUUAAAAUGAACAUCAUGAAAAAAAACAUUGAAGGAGUUUCAGAUAUUUUACCUGUGGAAAAAAUCAUUUAGAAGGGAUCCUAAGGUGGAAUAGACUCUGCUAUACAGUUGUAAGUUUGGUAGACAGGCAUAAUGUAGAAGGAAUUCAAAGAUCAGAUGCACAGUUGAAUAAUCAAACAUGUUAGUGUUUCUUGAAACCCUAAGAUUCUUGUAGUUCUAAUUGUGAAGUUACUAAAACAAGAGUUGUUGAUUUAGUUAUUUCUUAGAAAAAUCACCAGAUAAAACUCACUUUUUUAAGCCUAAUUAAUUCUAAAUGGAAAGACAGAAAAAUUUCACCAUGAACAUUGAUACCAUGAGAUUGUUUUCACUUUACCUGUACAGAAGAAGUAAAGAAUGCCCAUUUCACUCAGUUUUUAAAAGGGUGAUAAAAUACAGAUUUCAGAAUUAGAACCACAAAUGUACAGAAGUGUCUUUCUUAGCUCCUACCUAUGGACUGUAGUUCUAUGCCCUGGGAUAAUUGCAGAGUAAGAUUAACCCAUUGCUCACAAGGUAGUCCUUCAAAAAUUUCAAGACAAAAGCUUCUCUUUCCACCAGGUAAAAUAUCUGAAAUUUCUUCAUUGCCUUUUCACAAUGUUCAUUCUAAAUGUUCAGGAAAUAUCAUAAGAUUCCUGGAGUUCAAUUUAGGGUUUCUUACUAUGGGAUUGAGAGUUAAUGGAGAGUUUUUAAAGCUGGUGUCAGGAUCAUAGCAAUAGGAAGACAAUGAUCAUAUUGAAGAUGGGUUGGUGAGGGUGGAGUCUAGACAUCUUGGCCUUUGUUCCAUUGGUCUGUUGUCUAGCCCUACACCAAUGCAAAACUGCUUAAUUACUAUAGCUUUAAAGUAUCUUGACAUCUGUAGGGUAAGUCCUACUGCUUUGUUAUUAUUUUUCAAGACUGACUUGGCUAUUUUUGUCUAAGACUAUACUUCUUCAUGGAUUGGAAGACUCAGUGUUAUAAAGAUGUCAGUUCUCCCCAAAAUUGAUCUAUACAUUCAUUGCAACCUAAGUAAAAAUCCCAAGGGUGCGUUUUUAUGGUAAUUGACAGAUUGAUUCUAAAAUUUAUGUUGAAAUGCAAUAUAAUUCUUGGCCAAGGCGGGAAGAGUGGGGGAAAGGGAUAGUUAGGGAGUUUGGGAUUGACAUGUACACACUGCUAUAUUUAAAAUGGGAUAACCAACAAGACCUACUAUGUAGCACAGGGAACUCUGCUCAGUAUUAUGUAACAACCUAAAUGGAAAAAUGUAUAACUGAAUCACUUUGCUGUACACCAGAAACCAUCACAAGAUUGUUAAUCAACUAUGCUCCAAUAUAAAAUAAAAAGUUUAAUUUAAAAAAAUAUGUGUAAUUCUUGGCCAAGAAUAGCCAAGACUGUAAAAGGUAAAAUUUUGUCUUUUACAAGUAAGUUUUGGAAAUUAUUUGUAUGCCCUUAGGUCAAGAAAAUAUUUCUCAAACAAGACACCAAAAAAAAGGUUAAUUUUAAGGAAAGUAAUUUAAUUUUCUGAUAAAUUCAACUAGAUUAAAAUGAAGAAUUAUUUUUUCAAAAUCACCAUAAGGAAAGUGAAAAUACAAUUUUCUCAUGAAAUGAAAAAGAUACUUGGAACAAAUAUACUUGGCAAAUUAUUAUCUAAAAUAUUUUAUGUUGAAUCCCAUGAAUUGCCAAAGAGGUUGAAUAGUGGCAAUUUAACAUGUUUCAACUUAAUAUAAACACUCCUAUGAGUCAAUAAGCAAAAGACAACCCAAAAAUAGGCAAAAAGCAUGAAGUAUUUCACAGAAAACUGAAAAACGAUGAUGACCAAACACAGAAAAAUUGUCCAGUCUCAGUAAUUAAGGAGUUUUGACCACAAUGAUAUGCUGUGAGAUACCUACUAGGUUGACAAAUUCUCUUAAAUCUGGAACUUCAUUCAAAGUCCUCACAUAGAGAACUUUUUUUUUUUUUUUGGUAGAGACUCAACCAUAUUUGGGCAAUAACUUAUCUAUUACAUGAACCCCACUACGCUGUAAGUUCCAUGAAGGCAAGGAACUUGGAGCUGGCAAGAGGGAGAGGGGGAGAUAGGGCGGAAACAAUUUCCAAGCUAAGUCCUGGAGGAUGAGAAAGAGACACGAGGAUCUGCUCAAAGAGAGCGCCCACCCCAAGCCACAGAGGUGUUGGAUGCAGCUGAACUCGAAACCGCCCAGAGGGGCGAAGUCACCUAGCGCUGGUGCGAUGUGUCCGGCAGCUGCGGGACGAGGUGCUGGCGCUUUCCAGAGCCUCUUCUCGCGUCUGAAUAACUAGGGUUCCAAACACAAAGUGCGCUGCAGAGAGGCUGGAGGAAGAACAGUGAUUAUUUUGAACAUAAAUUAUUCCUUCGGAGGCACUGGCAGGAUUUGUAUUGAAUUACAAGGGCUUUCCCAGGAAUCUGACAUCUAUUCAUUUGUUUGUAAUAAAGACUGUAUGCAUAAAAGCA
This is a messenger RNA of Orcinus orca (killer whale), 8717 nucleotides long. It is a transcript of the gene ZNF311, whose product is annotated as zinc finger protein 311. Gene Ontology annotation, molecular function: DNA-binding transcription activator activity, RNA polymerase II-specific; RNA polymerase II cis-regulatory region sequence-specific DNA binding. NCBI's taxonomy places the organism in Eukaryota, Metazoa, Chordata, Mammalia, Artiodactyla, Delphinidae. Bases 2188 to 3903 code for a protein of 571 amino acids. The record is from RefSeq and is a predicted model, not a curated record. Gene Ontology annotation, biological process: regulation of transcription by RNA polymerase II. Gene Ontology annotation, cellular component: nucleus. The transcript is spliced from 5 exons.